Molecule: messenger RNA, 4937 nt
Organism: Apis cerana (Asiatic honeybee)
Lineage: Eukaryota; Metazoa; Arthropoda; Insecta; Hymenoptera; Apidae
Gene: wcd
Product: U3 small nucleolar RNA-associated protein 18 homolog wicked
Biological process (GO): rRNA processing
Cellular component (GO): small-subunit processome; Pwp2p-containing subcomplex of 90S preribosome
Molecular function (GO): protein binding
Source: RefSeq, a predicted model, not a curated record
UGUAUCAUUUAAGAGGAAACAAAAAAAUCAUUUAAGAAUAUUAUUUAAGAAAUAUUAUUAAAUAAAUUUUUUGAAAAAGUUACAAAUUUCUGUAUUUCCAUAAAUAUGUUUAAAAAAAAAACAAUUUAUAGUAAAUUUUAUAUGCAGUAUAGUUCACAUAGUUAGUGAUCUGAAUAUGAAUAUAGUGUAUGUAUAUAUUGUUGAUUUAGUAUAAUGGCAGUCAAUGGUAAGAUUUAUAAAAAUCUUGUCGAUGAAAAUCUUGUAGUGAAAUAUAAUUAUUAAAAAUCUGUAAAUUUAUUUUUAAAAAGCAAACAUUUAUAUAUACAUUUUAUAUUAAUUUAAUAUUAUAAAAAUUUAAUAUUAUAAAAAAUCAAAUUUUAUACGGUUAAAGUUAUAUUAAAAAUUUUUAAAUUUAAUCAUUUUAACAUAUUAUCUAAAUAAAUUAUUAUUAAAGAUAAUUAAUUCAUUAUGAAACAAAAAAAAUUGAAAAAUGAAAAAUUGAUAAAAAAUAAAAAAUUUAAAAGAAAAUGUAUAUCUUCAAAAAUAUUGUAUAAUCAAAAAUAUUCUAAACCUUUAAAAAGAAAACACAGAAAUGAAUAUGAUCCAAAAGAAGAGGCUAGGUUAGAAAGAAUUGUAUUUGGUGAUCCAAGUGAUAUAAUAAACAAUUUACCAAACGAUGAUUCUGUUAAGUUAAAUAUUAAUAAAAAUAAUAAUGAUAUUUCUAUAUCUAAUGAUUUAAAUAAUGAUUUGAGCAUACAAACUGAUAUUUGUGAAGAAUAUAGUAAAACGGCAGCAUGGAUUGAUGAAGAUGAUUUUCAUUAUUCCAUACAAGAUGCUGAAAAGGCACAGAAUCGCAAAGUAGCAGAUGAUGUGCCAGAAAAAUUAUAUAAAGAUUUUUUAUGUAACAAAUAUAUACAGCUCGUGGGUAAUCCAAAAUGGGCUAAGCUUGAAAAAAUUGAUAAAGAAUCUGAUGAUUUAAAUAAUGAAAUAUUAAAGCAUAGUAAUCAUUUGGAAAAACCUAAAAUAAAAAAUUUAUCAAAAAAUAAAAUUGAUAUAAAAGCAUUAUCACCAAUUAAUAAACAAACACAUAUGGAAGGGCCUAUUAUAUCAAGUGUUGAAUUUCAUCCAUCUUCUACUGUAGCCCUGGUUGCUGGUACAUCUGGAAUUUUAUCUCUUUUCCAAGUAGAUGGUAUUGAGAAUAAUAAAUUACAUUCAGUACAAUAUAAGAAAUUUCCUAUUAGUACAGCAAAAUUUUUGAGAGAUGGUACAGAAGUAUUGAUUGGUUCUCAAUAUUAUGGACAUUGUCAUUCCUACAAUUUGAUAAAUGGAAAAACAUAUAAAAUGCAAUUACCACGUGGGAUUACAAAUAUGCAGAAAUAUGAAGUAUCUCCAGAUGGAAAAUUAUUAGCAAUUUGUGGACGAUCAGGUGAAAUUUUUUUAUUAACAACUUCUUCUAAAGAAGUUAUCAGUACUUUGAAAAUGAAUGCUAAAUGUAGAGCAUUAGCCUUUACUCCAGAUAGUAAUAUGCUCAUUACACAUGGUGACAGCAAUGAAAUGUAUAUUUGGGAUGUAAAUAAUCGGAUAUGCAUUCAUCGAGCUGUAGAUGAUGGAUGUUUAUCCUGUGCCUCUAUUGCGAUGUCUCCAAAUGGUCAAUUUUUAGCAACAGGUAGUAAAGAAGGUGUAGUUAAUGUGUAUAAUAGCAAGACAGUAUUACAAAAUCAAAAUCCUGUUCCUUUGAAAAUUGUUCUCAAUUUUGUAACAUCAAUUACAAGUUUGAAAUUUAAUUCUUAUUCCGAAAUUUUAGCAAUGGCUUCAGAUAAAAAAUAUAAUGCAUUCAAAAUGAUGCAUUUACCAUCAUUUACUGUUUUUUCAAAUUUUCCUACAUAUCAAACAAAAAUAUCAAUGCCUCAAGCUAUUGAUUUUUCACCAGGUAGUGGUUAUUUAGCAAUUUCCAACAAAUCAAAUACUGCCUUUUUAUAUAGAUUGAAACAUUAUGGAAAUUAUUAGUAUUUUAAAAAAUUUUAAUAAUUUUUCAAGAAGAUAGUUUAAACUAAAUGAUAUUUAUAAUUUACUUCAAAAUAAUGUAUUAAAAUGUAUAAAAAUAAGGAUAAUACAUUUAAUAAUUGAUGAAAAAAUUUAUUUUUUUUGUCCUUUUUAUAUACAAACAAAACAAAUUUUUAUAUUUUAUCAAAUCUGUAAUGAACUUUUAUAGCAACAAUUAAUUAUUGGCAAUAAUAAUAUAAUAAUAAUGAAAUGAUAAUGAUGAUAUUAAUAUUAUAAACAAUAACACUGAUAUAUUUCAUAUAACUAUAAAAAAUUAAAUAUUAUUAAAAAAUAUUUAUUUUUAUAGAAAACUAUAAUAAAAAAUAUUUAUUUUUUAUGAUUGAAAAAUAUAUAUAUUAAAAAUAGUUAAAUAAUACAUUUUCAAUUAGAUAUUGCAUCCCUUAUUUGUUGUAUUUAUUAAAAUUAUUAUUAUACUUCAAUGAUUUGGUUAUUAUGUAUAUAUUAUAGAUCAAUAUUUUUCUUAUUAUUUUAAACAAAAAAAGUACUACUUAAGUACUUAAUAUUAUUGAAUUUAGAACAUUCAUUGUAAUUGCAAUUUUAAUAAAAUACUAAUUUGGAAUAUGACUGUAUGGUAAAGCAUAAAGCAAAGUUUAUAAAUAUCAAUUUUUAUAAUAUUUUUAUAGUAUUGAAUUUGUAUUACAAUUAUAUAAGAAAAGGAUUAAAAAAUGAUAUCUAUAAAAAAAGGAAAAGGUGAGGUAUAAAUGAUAUUCGUAAAAACAUAAUUACCUCCUUUGGUCAAUCAUAUAAAUUUGUAUAAAAAAAUUAUUUAUAAUAGUAAAAGUAUAUUUUUUAACAUGUGUAAUACAAUACAUCAGAGCCGCGCAAGUAGAAGUGUCGCAUACAAGAGUGUUUGUCAUCGUUUGAUAUGAUGAUAAAUUGCAGGCAAUGAUAGCCAUCAAAGUGAAAUGUUACCUAUGUUAUAUAGUUGCAUAGGUAAGCACAUAAAAGUUUAACAAUACUUGAAAACAUAUGUAAAUAUCUAUAUAGUAUGAUACUUCGUUUCAGAUCAUUACUCGUGCAAAGAUUCACCGAUUUUUGCUCCAUUUAUGGCAAUAUGAAAAUAUUCCAAUAUGGGCGACUGCCUGCGCGGCUUUGCAAUAUAUAACACACAUCACACACUACACAUACACAUACGCACGCAUGCACGCCGCCACAUACACACAUACAUACACAUGUGUAUACGUAAAUACGCGCGCCUAUAUAUGCUAAAGUCUUUGUCUUAAAAUACAUAAUAAGUGUAUUUAUACACGCACAUCAUCUAUUUUUAUAAUUAUUUGGUUCACAAUCUUCCAUAUAUAUAUAUAUAUAUAUAUAUAUAUAUAUAUACAUAUAUAUAUAAAAAAUUUCAUUUAUAAUUUUUAUAAUUUUUUGUAUCAUGAUUUUAGAAAAUUUCAAUUUUCGUGUAAAUUUACUUAUUUACUUAUGAUAUCAUUACAAUUUAAUUUGUAUACAUACAAAAUAUUUACUACUAUACUAUAUACAGAAGUUUUUGACUUAUUGGUCAUUAAAGAAAUUUUUUUUAAGUCUUCAUCUCUUUUUUCAAUUUUGAACUUUCUAUGUUAGUUUGUUCAAUUUCUAUAUUCCUUUGGUGAAUAGGUGUAAGAAACACUAGCUAUUGGUCCCCAGCAGUUGUAGCAAGAGCACUAGUAUCUCCACUACUACUUUCAACUAUAAGCAUUACAGUUUCUGCAGCUCCUCUUACACAUUCUACUUGAUGACCUGCCCAAUCUUUGCGUUGACAAAAUGUAGAGCAAUAAGGUGUUCGCCUGCAUAAAGAACAUUCUGCAAAUGCUUCUCUAUUACAAUUUGCACACUAAAAAUAAAUAAAUAUUAUGAAAAAAAAAAGCAACCAACCUGCAGUUGAUCUGAUGUGAUGACGUUGAAGGUCGUGCCGUUGGAUGAAUUUGCUACACCAAUGAUAGAACCAACAGGCAAAGAAACCGGUACACCAACUCCUGGAACACCAGGAACACCCGGUACUGGAGUGACGCUUGCCGUCACGGUAACGGGAUGCGCCUUGUGCUCGGUCGUUAGGGCAGACGCCUCCUCGGUUUCGCUCGUCAACGGUUCGGACAUGUCCGGUAGCACGGCGACACUUUCCGAUGUUUGACUCUCCUCCAUUUCGGCUGUUCUCGCCUCUCGCAUACACUAUGGCGUCAGCGCACGCUCAACACAGCGCCACGACUUUUUGUCUGCGAUUACUCGCGAUCAGACAAGUUCGAGUUUACUCGACGUUUCUAUGUUAUUCACGAUUGAAUCAAAAUUACAAGUAUCGUUAAACAAAUCAAACGAUUAACGCUCAACGGAAGAAAAUAAUUUUAACCUUCUUCUUUUUUUUUAAUUAAAUCGCAUAAUAUUUAGACCGUGGAAUACAUGUUUUUAGAUAUAUCAGUUUUCAAGCAUUCGUUAGUUCUGCGUUCGUUAGUCAAAGUGCAUUCUUUAUCAAACGAAUAGUGAAUUUUUUUGAAUAAUUUAUCACUAUUUUUUCGUUUCAUCUUUUUUCUGUAAUUAUUAUUUAUAUAUUUUCUGUAAUUAUUCUCUUGUAAUAAUAAAAUAAAAUUGUAUAUAUAUUAUAUAUAUUUAUAAUAAUGUAUAGAUACUAUAUAAUUGUAUUAUUAUUAUAUUCUGUUGUAACAUGUAUAAAUAUUGAUUCAUGGAAUCCUAUUAAGAGAUUUCGACAUUUUUGGCGAACAAUCAAUAAUCAUGAAAAUGAAUCAUUACCAUUUAAUUUUCAAAAAAAUAAAUUACAAUCAUUGAAUGUUCAAAAUAUCAUACCGAAUCAUAGUGAUAGAGAGAAACGACGUAAGUUUAAAAUUUAUUUUUUCUUAAAGAUAUAUAUAUAUGUAUUAAGUUUAAUAGAAUAAUUUUAUUUA